Maniola jurtina (meadow brown) is the source of this 1616-nucleotide messenger RNA. RefSeq names its product tubulin beta-4B chain-like. Gene Ontology annotation, biological process: microtubule cytoskeleton organization; mitotic cell cycle. Lineage: Eukaryota; Metazoa; Arthropoda; Insecta; Lepidoptera; Nymphalidae. The transcript is spliced from 2 exons. The record is from RefSeq and is a predicted model, not a curated record. Bases 169 to 1497 code for a protein of 442 amino acids. Gene Ontology annotation, cellular component: cytoplasm; microtubule. Gene Ontology annotation, molecular function: structural constituent of cytoskeleton; GTP binding; GTPase activity.
AAGAAAAAUUUCGAAUCAUUCAGCAAGAAAAUUUCGUGUACGAUGCACAUGCAUUAAAUUCGUAUUUUUUAUUUUAUUUAUUUUUCACAUUUUUUUUAUAUGACCAAUUGAGUUGAAAUUUUAACUACCUUUUUCUCUUUGGGACUAAAUUAUUCGUGAAUAGCUAAUAUGAGGGAAAUCGUCCACAUCCAAGCCGGGCAAUGCGGGAACCAAAUUGGAGCUAAGUUUUGGGAGGUGAUAUCUGAUGAACACGGCAUCGAUCCGACUGGCACUUAUCAGGGAGACUCUGACUUGCAGCUAGAACGCAUCAACGUGUACUACAAUGAAGCUUCCGGUUCCAAGUACGUCCCACGCGCGAUCCUAGUGGACUUGGAACCUGGUACUAUGGACUCUGUACGCUCAGGCCCGUUUGGGCAAAUCUUCCGCCCAGACAACUUUGUGUUUGGACAGUCUGGAGCUGGAAAUAACUGGGCUAAAGGACAUUAUACAGAAGGUGCGGAGUUGGUCGAUCCAGUUCUCGAUGUAGUACGAAAAGAAGCUGAGGGUUGCGAUUGCUUACAAGGAUUCCAGCUAACACAUUCUCUAGGCGGCGGAACGGGUUCAGGAAUGGGUACCUUAAUCAUAUCGAAGAUAAGGGAAGAGUAUCCUGAUCGUAUUAUGAACACGUUUUCCGUCGUACCAAGUCCUAAAGUCUCGGACACAGUUGUUGAACCGUACAACGCAACUCUAUCAGUCCAUCAGCUAGUUGAAAACACAGAUGAGACGUACUGCAUAGAUAAUGAGGCGCUAUACGAUAUAUGCUUCAGGACACUGAAGCUGAUCACUCCAACGUACGGGGAUUUGAAUCAUUUGGUUUCAGCGACUAUGUCUGGUGUCACAACUUGUUUGCGGUUUCCGGGGCAGCUGAAUGCGGAUUUACGGAAGCUCGCUGUUAAUAUGGUGCCGUUUCCGCGGUUGCACUUCUUUAUGCCAGGGUUUGCUCCACUAACAUCUAGAGGAAGCCAGCAAUAUCGUGCGUUGUCCGUUCCUGAGUUGACUCAACAAAUGUUUGACGCUAAAAACAUGAUGGCUGCUUGCGACCCCCGUCAUGGACGCUAUUUAACAGUGGCUGCAGUCUUCCGUGGUCGUAUGUCUAUGAAAGAAGUAGACGAGCAAAUGCUGAAUAUCCAGAACAAGAACAGCAGCUACUUUGUGGAAUGGAUACCUAAUAACGUAAAGACGGCUGUAUGCGACAUUCCUCCACGUGGUUUGAAGAUGUCUGCUACCUUCAUAGGGAAUACUACUGCUAUCCAGGAGCUGUUUAAGAGGAUAUCCGAGCAGUUCACGGCUAUGUUUAGGCGAAAAGCGUUUCUGCAUUGGUACACUGGCGAAGGUAUGGAUGAAAUGGAGUUUACUGAAGCCGAGAGCAACAUGAAUGACCUGGUCUCCGAAUACCAGCAGUACCAGGACGCUACAGCUGAUGACGAAGGGGAAUUUGAUGAGGAACUUGAAGAGUAAUGUUUGUUUUGUCCAAUGUUGUGAUUGUUUAGAUUCGUGUCUGUCAUGUUUAUUGUAGGCGUACCAGUUUUGAUGUUUUUACUUUAUUUGAAAAUGUUUUAAAUAAAAAUAUGCAUACU